AUGUCAUUCACAACAAAUGAAACAAUCAAUAAAAUAUGUUUGGAACCAAUUGAAUCAGGUCCAUGCAGAGCUGCAAUUGAAAUGUUCGCUUUCAGUGUAGACCAGUGGAGAUGUAUUAAAUUCAUUUACAGUGGUUGUCAAGGAAAUUCAAAUAGGUUUGCUAGCGUUGAAGAGUGUGAGGCUGUUGACUACUUUCAAGGUCAACCGCUGCGUUUAACGCCGUUUGAAGUUUUAUGUGAACCGUCAAUUUAUUCGCAUUACCUGCAGCUUUGUUAA
This is a messenger RNA of Schistosoma turkestanicum, 276 nucleotides long. The record is from the annotation of a GenBank genome assembly. NCBI's taxonomy places the organism in Eukaryota, Metazoa, Platyhelminthes, Trematoda, Strigeidida, Schistosomatidae.